Molecule: messenger RNA, 1122 nt
Organism: Nicotiana attenuata
Lineage: Eukaryota; Viridiplantae; Streptophyta; Magnoliopsida; Solanales; Solanaceae
Exons: 1
Source: RefSeq, a predicted model, not a curated record
AUGAUGUUGCCACAUGUACCUGAUAACUGGGCAGCUAUGGCAUUUGCCAGUAAUCUAAAUGAAAGAAGUUCAGAAGCCACGAGGAGACUCAAGGAAAGUUUACGAGAGUUUCCAGCAACAACUUGGAAUGAUGUUUAUAACAGAUACAACACAAAGCUACGGAUAGAAGAAGAUACCAUCAUUCAAUCUCGAAGGGAUGAAAGGGUAAGUUCAAGGCGAGCUGAAACUGAAAAAAGGUCCGGUAAAAACAGGUGCGAACUUUACAUAAGACCAGCAGGAAGAGACUCGCGUUCAAAACAGGAAAACCCAAGGUAUGAUUCUAGAUCAAAAGACAGAGAGUCAGGAUCGUUAUCAAGGUUUGGCAAGGAACGAAACAUGCGGGAUACACGAGAUGAUGAUAGAAGCUCGAAAGCAAAGAUCGGAGGUUACAGUUUUAAUGUUAGCACAUCCGAGUUGGUAGCUAUUUUAAGGAGCAUGGGGGACAAGGUACGCUGGCCAAAAGAAAUGAGAUCAAACCCGAACAGGCGAAAUCCAAAUUUUUGGUGCGAGUUUCACAAUGAUCACGGUCAUAAAACGGCGGAUUGCAGGUUAUUACAAGGUGAAGUAGAACAUUUAUUAAAACAAGGGUAUUUAACUGAAUUGUUUAGUGAAAAAGGAAAGCAAGCAUAUAUGAAGAAUAGGCAGGAACCAUCAAAGCCUCCUUCACCAAAAAGGAUAGUUAAUGUCAUAAGUGGAGGAGAAGAGAUUAAUGGCGUAACAUUCUCGGCAGCAAAGGAAGUGUCAAAAAUUACAAUUACCCACAAGAAGCGAGUUCGACAGGUUUUGGAAGAAGAUAGUAUCAUAUUUGCUGAUGCAGAUGCAGAUGGCGUGCUAACCCCGCAUAAUGAUGCACUGGUAAUAUCUUUACAUGCACAUGACAUUAAUGUAAAACGAGUUUUGAUUGACCCAGGUAGUUCGGUGAAUAUCAUUCUGUUGAGAGUGGUGAAUGAGAUGCAAGCUGAUGAUAAGCUGAUACCCAAGGCUCAUACUUUGUCCAGUUUUGAAUACUCGAGCGUCGUGACAAAAGACGAGAUAAUACUCACCACAUUCGUAGAAGAAGUAGUCAAAGACACCAAAUUUCAA